AUGGUCAGAAAGGCUGUGGCAUCCACCAUCUCCAAUGGGGGUUACCUGCAGGGCAGUGUUAACGCGAGACUGUCUUCCCUGGGUGGCAAGGAGCCACCUGGGCAGCAGAAAGUUGUGCUGAAGAGGAAAAUCAGUCUGUUGAGAGGGAUCUCCAUCAUCAUCGGCACCAUCAUCGGAGCAGGAAUCUUCAUCUCUCCUAAGGGUGUGCUCCAGAACACGGGCAGCGUGGGCUUGUCCCUGGUUGUCUGGACUGUCUGCGGGGUCCUGUCACUGUUUGGAGCCUUGUCCUAUGCUGAACUGGGAACAACUAUAAGGAAAUCUGGUGGUCAUUACACAUACAUUCUGGAAGUCUUUGGCCCAUUACCAGCUUUUGUGCGAGUCUGGGUAGAACUGCUCGUUAUACGCCCUGCAGCCACUGCUGUGAUAUCUCUGGCCUUUGGACGGUACAUUCUGGAACCAUUUUUCAUUCAGUGUGAAAUUCCUGAACUUGCAGUCAAGCUCAUUACAGCUGUGGGCAUAACUGUGGUGAUGGUCCUAAAUAGCAUGAGUGUCAGCUGGAGCGCCCGGAUCCAGAUUUUCCUAACCUUUUGCAAGCUCACAGCAAUUCUGAUAAUUAUAGUCCCUGGAGUGAUGCAGCUAAUUAAAGGGCAAACACAACACUUUAAAGAUGCCUUUUCAGGAAGAGAUGCAAGUAUUAUGGGAUUGCCACUGGCUUUUUAUUAUGGAAUGUAUGCAUACGCUGGCUGGUUUUAUCUCAACUUUGUUACCGAGGAAGUGGAAAAUCCUGAAAAAACCAUCCCCCUUGCGAUAUGUAUAUCCAUGGCCGUGGUCACCAUUGGCUAUGUGCUAACAAAUGUGGCCUACUUUACGACCAUUAGUGCCGAGGAGCUGUUGCUUUCAAAGGCAGUGGCAGUGACUUUUUCUGAGCGGCUCCUGGGAAAUUUCUCAGUAGCAGUUCCAAUCUUUGUUGCCCUCUCCUGCUUUGGUUCCAUGAAUGGUGGUGUGUUUGCUGUCUCCAGGUUAUUCUACGUUGCAUCUCGGGAGGGUCACCUUCCGGAAAUCCUCUCCAUGAUUCACAUCCGCAAGCACACUCCUCUGCCAGCUGUUAUUGUUUUGCACCCUUUGACAAUGGUAAUGCUCUUCUCUGGGGACCUCGACAGUCUUUUGAAUUUCCUCAGUUUUGCCAGGUGGCUUUUUAUUGGGCUGGCGGUUGCUGGGCUGAUUUAUCUUCGAUACAAACGCCCAGAUAUGCAUCGUCCUUUCAAGGUGCCGCUAUUCAUCCCAGCUUUGUUUUCCUUCACGUGUCUCUUCAUGGUCGCCCUUUCCCUUUAUUCAGACCCAUUUAGUACAGGGAUUGGCUUCAUCAUCACUCUGACCGGGGUCCCUGCCUACUAUCUCUUUAUUAUAUGGGACAAGAAACCCAGGUGGUUUAGAAGAAUGUCAGACGUUACAACCAGAACAUUACAAAUAAUACUGGAAGUUGUACCAGAAGAAGAUUGUCAUAAAAUAUAA
Molecule: messenger RNA, 1512 nt
Organism: Lipotes vexillifer (Yangtze River dolphin)
Lineage: Eukaryota; Metazoa; Chordata; Mammalia; Artiodactyla; Lipotidae
Gene: SLC7A11
Product: solute carrier family 7 member 11
Exons: 12
Coding region: 1-1512 (503 amino acids)
Biological process (GO): amino acid transmembrane transport
Cellular component (GO): membrane
Molecular function (GO): L-amino acid transmembrane transporter activity
Source: RefSeq, a predicted model, not a curated record